Messenger RNA from Macadamia integrifolia, 2715 nucleotides. RefSeq names its product phytosulfokine receptor 1-like. The record is from RefSeq and is a predicted model, not a curated record. The transcript is spliced from 2 exons. Gene Ontology annotation, molecular function: protein binding. Lineage: Eukaryota; Viridiplantae; Streptophyta; Magnoliopsida; Proteales; Proteaceae. Bases 256 to 2313 code for a protein of 685 amino acids.
CAUUCAUAACUCCUGUCAUAGGGCUUUUAUCAGUCAACGCCUGUAUGAAGCCUUCGCCUACACGGGAACCUGAUCCGGACAAACCUGCUCCGCGUGACUUUUGGUUCAAAGAUUUGAUUGGAAGAAUGGUUGAGUUGGUCUUUCCUCUGCACUGAUUUCAUUUCUUCUGAAUGUGAAGAACGCAAGAAAUCCAUGAAAUUGGACCUCAAAGCAACCAGGUUUUGGAAGAAGGGUACUCUUUGAUCAUAGCUUAACAUGGGCAACAAUGGGAAUUUCUGGGUGUUGUUUGUAUUUCUGUGGCUCUGUUUCCAAGCACAGGCUUCUAAUUCUCAAACCCAGAACUGUAACUCCAAGGACUUGAAAGCAUUGGAGGAUUUCAUGAAGGGCUUGGAAUCAGGGAUUUCUGAGUGGGGAAGUAAUGUUCCUUCUUAUUGCUGUAAUUGGGUUGGUGUCACUUGCUCUUCUUCUACAGAUUCCAGCAGAAGGGUAGUUGGGUUGGAGCUUGGGUUUAGAAGAUUGAAAGGUUCUUUAUCUGAAUCCUUGGCUGGUCUAGAUCAGAUUAGGCUUCUCAAUCUCUCCAACAAUUUGUUCAUAGGUAAACUUACUUCUAAUCUGUUUAAUUUGCAGAACUUAGAAGUCCUUGACUUGAGCAAUAAUGGUUUCUCUGGCUUGCUUCCUCUGGAAAUCGAUCUACCCUCACUUCAACAUCUUGACAUAUCUGAGAAUCUGUUAGAAGGUGCCAUUAAUACUGGUAUCUGUAAGAAAUUAAACCAAGUUCAAAUUCUUAAUCUCUCCAUGAAUCACUUCUUUGGAAAUGUUCCUCUUGGUUUUGGUAAUUGUACUUCAUUACAGUAUCUUUCUCUUAACUCAAAUUAUCUCUCCGGGACUCUGCCCCCGGAUUUAUUUUUGCUAGCAAAAUUGAGAAGAUUGUAUCUUCAGGAUAACAUGAUUUCUGGGUCUCUGAGUGAUGGGAUUCGUAACUUGACAAACCUUCUGGAAUUGGACAUCUCAUCCAAUAACAUCUCUGGAUCGAUCCCAAAUGUUUUUGAUAGUCUUAAACAGCUAGAACGAUUUUCAGUCCAUUCAAAUAAAUUACUUGGUGGUUUACCCAUUUCCCUUUCCAAUACCCCAACCCUCAACUACCUUAAUCUGGGACAGAAUUCUCUUGGUGGUCCACUCAAUCUUAAUUGCUCAGCUAUGGCUUCUCUCACAUCCCUGGAUAUCGGUUCUAACAACUUCCAUGGCCCUAUUUUUGAUGUUCUCUCCUCCUGUAAAAAACUGAGGUCUAUAAAUCUUGCUGCAAACUAUAUUAAUAGCUCAAUCCCUAAGAGCUUCAUGAACCUCAAGGCUCUAUCUUCCCUGUCACUCUCUAACACCAGCCUCCACAAUAUAUCAACCGCUUUUAGGGUUCUACAAAAAUUCCGCAAACUUACAACUCUGGUUCUUUCAGCAAAUUUCUAUAAAGAGGAAUUACCUUCUGAAGGGAGCCUAAAUCUCUGCAGUCUGAAAACCCUUAUAAUUGCAAACUGCGGUCUUACUGGUUCGAUCCCGACAUGGUUGAGUAAGUCCACUAAUUUGCUGCUCUUGGAUCUCUCAUGGAACCAGUUGGGUGGAAUGAUUCCACACUCUUUGGGUGAGCUGAAGUAUCUCUAUUAUUUGGAUUUGUCAAACAACUCCCUUUCUGGAGAAAUGCCUAGAAGCUUGACUACAUUAGACGGCCUCAUCAGUGAAAAUAUCUCAUCUGGACCCUCGCUUGAUUUUCCAUUGUUUAGGACACAUGGACAACAUCCAUGGCUGUACAAACAGAUUGGAAGCUUUCCUCGGACGUUGAACCUGAUGAAUAACAUGCUUACUGGACCUAUUUGGCCUGAGUUUGGAAAACUGAAGAGACUUCAAGUUUUGGAUUUGAGUUUCAACUUUCUCAAUGGAACCAUUCAGAGUGAAUUGUCAAGGAUUAUAUACUUGGAGCAUUUGGAUUUGUCGCAUAAUAAUCUAUCAGGAACUAUACCCGGUUCCUUGGUCAAUCUCAACUUUCUUUCAACAUUUAGUGUUGCUUACAAUCAGUUAUCUGGAAUGAUCCCUACAGGUGGCCAGUUCCUGACCUUCACACUCUCAAGCUUUGAGGGGAACAAGAAUCUUUGUGGUCCAUUAAUAAACUUGUCCUGCUUUUCUGAUAAUGCACCUAUCUUAGAUAGCCAAAAGGCCCGAAAGACAUUUACUUUGUCUGGGCUUCCCUUCGGAGUUGGAGCAGCUGUAGGUUUUGCUCUCAGUGUCACCAUUUGUUACGUAUCAGGUUGGGUCUUCCCCCAGUGAGCAGAGGAAGGUAGGGACAAGCAACAAGUCCAGCGAUGACUGCCAAGACACGAUGUAGCUGGAAACUUGGAAUAUAGCCAAUGAUAGCCUAUGCACAACAAUUGCGUCUGGUCCUUUCAGAACUGAAAUCAUUGUGUGUGGAAUAAUGUAGGAGGGUGGGUUCUGAUGUAAAAUGGAUGCCAUUGACAAGGUCUAUCCAGUUUUAAGACACUUCUAUAUAGUCUUCCCAAGGUGCAGUACAUUCCAGUGUGUAGAGAUGGUUUCAUCGGACAGACUGCUUAAUCAUGUACACAAAUUAUGAUUUUAAGGAUUGAUUUGUCUUUAGUUCUCGUACUUUAUUUUUGUUCUUUUGAAGUCCAUUAAUAUUGAUGUGAAUCAGGUGAAUUUUUUGUGGAUAAGGCU